CACUUUGCCUCCGGAAGAUCAGUCAAGAAAAAACUAUCGUCGAGUGAGGUCUUACGAUUUUAAUAAUAAAAAUAAUUAUAUUCCACGAAAAAUAUAUAUAAAAUGGCAAAGAAAAUCAUUAAUUUCGGUGCUGGCCCAGCCAAAUUACCUGAAGAGGUCUUAAAAGAAGUACAAAAGAACUUGAUUGAUUAUGAGGGAACUGGUCUAAGUGUCAUGGAAAUGUCACAUCGAUCGGCUGGUUACUUUAAAAUAAACGAAGACGCCUUGAAAGAUGUCCGAGAAUUGAUUGGAGUUCCAGCUAAUUAUAAAAUCCUCUUUAUGCAAGGUGGUGGUACCGGAAUGUUUUCGGCUGUUGCUCUCAAUCUAAUGGGUCGCACAGGUACAGCUGAUUACGUGGUGACAGGUUCUUGGUCCGCAAAAGCCGCUAAAGAAGCAGCCCAAUAUGGUUCGGUUAAUCUGAUUUUGCCAAAGGUACAAAAAUACACAUCAGUUCCAAGUCAGAGCACAUGGAAUUUAGAUCCAAACGCAUCAUAUGUCUAUUAUUGUGACAAUGAGACAGUUGAUGGAGUUGAAUUCAAUUUUGUACCAGAGACCAAAGGUGUUCCAUUAGUCUGUGAUAUGUCAUCGAAUUUCCUAUCUCGACCGAUUGAUGUGAGCAAAUUUGGUGUGAUUUUUGCUGGAGCGCAGAAGAAUAUCGGAACAGCUGGUAUUACUGUGGUAAUUGUGAGGGAAGAUCUAUUGGGCAAUCCAAUGAAGAUAACACCAUCAAUUCUGGAUUUCACCAUAACCGAGAAAAACAAUUCAAUUUACAAUACCCCACCGACUUUUAUUGUUCACGUUAUGAGCCUCGUCUUCAAAUGGAUCAAACGCAGUGGUGGCCUCCAAGCAAUGUACAAAAACUCUCUCAUCAAAUCCAAACUCAUCUACGAUAUUAUUGACAAAUCAAACGGCCUAUACGUGUGUCCAGUUGAGAAGGAAGUCCGAUCCCGCAUGAAUGUGCCAUUCAGAAUUGGCAGUGCGGCAGGCGUUGAUGACUUGGAAAAUGAAUUCUUGAAACUAUGCGAAAGCAAACAUUUGAUUCAAUUGAAAGGACAUCGUUCAGUUGGUGGAAUUCGAGCAUCUCUAUACAAUGCCAUGACCAUUCCUGAGACACAAGUUUUGGCUGAUUUAAUGGUUAGCUUCCUUGAGAGCAAGAAAAACCAUUGAGCAAAAUAUACACAAACAGAAUAAUAUUAAUUUUAAGCAAAUUAAAAUGUUAAUGAGAACAUUUAUUUGGACAGUCUUAGUUUAUUAAAGUAAAACAUAAAUAACAUAAAUAAAUCAUUGAAGUAGA
Molecule: messenger RNA, 1333 nt
Organism: Eupeodes corollae
Lineage: Eukaryota; Metazoa; Arthropoda; Insecta; Diptera; Syrphidae
Product: probable phosphoserine aminotransferase
Exons: 3
Coding region: 103-1206 (367 amino acids)
Biological process (GO): L-serine biosynthetic process
Cellular component (GO): cytoplasm
Molecular function (GO): O-phospho-L-serine:2-oxoglutarate transaminase activity; pyridoxal phosphate binding
Source: RefSeq, a predicted model, not a curated record